Messenger RNA from Cyphomyrmex costatus, 852 nucleotides. Its product is annotated as collagen alpha-1(XV) chain. The transcript has 5 exons. The record is from RefSeq and is a predicted model, not a curated record. Lineage: Eukaryota; Metazoa; Arthropoda; Insecta; Hymenoptera; Formicidae. The coding region runs from base 1 to 852 and encodes 283 amino acids.
AUGACACUUAAAAUGUGUCACUUUUGGAAGGAACCAAGAAAUGAACUCGUGCCAGAGAAGAAGAUUCAAGGAAUCGGUAAAAAAUAUCCUGCCACAUUGAGCAAUAAAGUAGAUAGCGACCGUAACGAGCCAGACCUUUCAGAAGUGGUAUACGAUUUGAUGGAAGCAUCGGUGUCAUCGAUGACGGAUGAUAAUAAUCUUUACAUGGAUGACGGUGUCGAUGGAUUUCCGGCAUUUGGCUUUCGACCCGGAUCCGAAGUGAAGCAACCCUACAGGCUAUACCUCCCGGAAAAGUUGCCAGCCGAGUUCACCCUGGUGGCCACGUUCAAGCCGACCUCUUUUAGAACGAGCUACCUCUUCGCCGUUCUUAAUCCCUUCGAAACCGUUGUCCAAUUGGGCAUUAGAAUUUCGGAUGGACCAGGCUCGAACCAGAAUGUCUCGCUGGUUUACACGAAUUCAGACGAGCAUUCGCAUUCGGAGGAGGUAGCGAAAUUUACCGUGCCAAAGCUUACGAAGAAAUGGUCGAAGAUCGUCAUUAAGGUUUCCACGAGCGACGUCAUCUUAUACCUCAAUUGCCACGAGAUGGCCCGGCAGAAAGUUACCAGGAUCCCUCAAGAAUUAGUAUUCGAUACCGCCAGCACUCUAUACAUCGCACAAGCCGGACCGCACAUCCAGGAACGAUAUGACCAGCAACGUUACGAACAGCGGCGCGCGGUAGCGAUGGGGUGGAGAGAAAAAUUAGUACGUUGCUUCGCGGGAGGCGAAUUCCGCGAUAAGAAUGCCCCGAGGAUCUUCGCCGAGGUGAAACGUCCGUGCUGUUCCCAUCCCCGUAAGGAGGGAUAUCCUCCGUGA